AAAAUAGUGGAAGUUAAACCGAAACCGUGUGUGUCGCCGAUCGGUCUGAAAUCGAAUACGCGCCCGUCCGUUACCAGAGUUACACCUUGCACACGGGUCACACGCAUAACCUAUACGUUUCGUGUCAACACCUGUUGCAGUGUCGCGCGUCAGUGACAACAACGUCGUCGUAAACGGACAGCCAUCGUUAUAUAAACACCAAAAUUAAUAUUGUACCAAAGUACAUAUAAUAACAUUUUAUACAGCGGCGCUCGUAUAAAUCACGCAAUAUCGCGAAAUGCAACGAGACGACGGUAAGAAUAAUGAUUCCACAGCCGUCCGGGCCGACGAACAGCUGUCGGCCGGCGACGAUCACAAACUGAAACCUUACGACGAAGAGGUAGACAAACUGAUCGAAUGGUUGCGGGACAUGCCUCAUUUGCCAAACGUAAACGAUCGAGCGUGGUUACGAAAUUGCUUCAUUGGACGAAAGCUCCGAAUAGAAAGAACAAAAGAAUCUUUGGAUGGAUAUUUUUGCUGCAGAGCGAUGAUUGACGAGUUUUUCGGCGUCCGCGAUCCUCUCGGGGAUGACGUCCAGACAGCAAUGCGAAAAACGUGGUUUGGGUUUUCAACCAAUUUGACAGACGAGGGUUAUCAGGUCAUAGUAACGAGAAAUCUCACUGAUGAAGACGUUCCCGGCAGAUAUUUAGACCAAUGGACAAAAUACUUUUACAUGUGCAUCGACUGGAACUUGAAGCGGGAAACGGUAAACGGCGUGAUCAUUAUUUACGACAUGGCCACGACGAACAAAAACGAAGUACUCACUCAAGUGACACCAAAUUUUCUCAGAAAGUCUUUACAGUGUUCGACAUUUUUCCCUUACAAGCUUAUACAGGUCCAUUUCAUAAACGUACCAUCGUACGCAGCAGUAGUGUUCAAUAUUUUAAAAUCUCUGGUUCCCAAAAAAAUUCAAUCUCGAAUAUUUAUGCACAAUAAUCCAUCAGAUGUACUACAACAUAUCCAAAAAGAAUGCGUUCCAUCAGAUUUAGGUGGUUCCGAUAAAUCUAUCCAAGAACUGGGUGAAUUCUGUAAGAAGAACAUCAUAGCGGAAAGAGAAAUGUUUAUGAACGGAAUACUAUCAUUAAAAGCAGACAUGGAAAAAAAGCCGAAGGAUACAAACAGCAAUGAACAAUCGGAACUUUUCGGGUUUGAUGGGAACUUCAAGCAAUUGAAUAUCGAUUGAAAAUUUUACUCUGUUAUACUGGUGGAUGCUUAUUAAAAAGCACGAAAAAUACAUUUACAGUUCUUAAUAUUACAACAAAAAUAGUUAGUGUACACGAAAUACAAAUUGUAAUUACAAUCAUAGUGUAAUAUAUACUUUUAUAGAAUUGUGAUAAUUAUGUUUUUUCGUAGUAUCCAUUUCAAGUCUAUGUAUCUUAGAGAUUUUGUCAUAAUUAAUAUUUUAUUAAAAAAUAAACAGACCUAUAUAAACAUUGACUUA
Aphis gossypii (cotton aphid) is the source of this 1480-nucleotide messenger RNA. RefSeq names its product retinaldehyde-binding protein 1-like. Lineage: Eukaryota; Metazoa; Arthropoda; Insecta; Hemiptera; Aphididae. Gene Ontology annotation, molecular function: phosphatidylinositol bisphosphate binding. The transcript has 6 exons. The record is from RefSeq and is a predicted model, not a curated record. Gene Ontology annotation, cellular component: membrane. The coding region runs from base 278 to 1222 and encodes 314 amino acids.